CCUACAGGUCGCAAGAAUAACGACGACGAUGGCAGCAGAAGAAGGUUCGACGCAUCGAGAACCAGACCCGGAGACAAGUGGAGACCCGACGUUUGUGGAGUCGAGUCAAGAGGCUGAAGGUUGACUUUGUCAGAUUGGACAGUACCGGUCGUUCGUGCCACUUGGACGGGGCAGCACCCUGAUACCCCUCUUGGGAGGAAGGGAGGGAAGGAAGGAAGGAAGGAAGGAAGGCAACAGAAUGUGGAGCGAAUCGGAUGGCCGACGCAAAAGUCCUGCUGCACAUCUGCGCUUUCCACUGGACUGGAUAUCAUGGAUUCCAGUGGCCCAUCUUCUGUUGCGAGAAAGGGAAGGGUGGUGGUCUGAAGGUGGCCCGAGGCUCCGUCAUCCGUGCUCGGCCUAUGGCAGAGUAGAGUAGAGUAGAGUAGAGGAGAGGAGAGAUGGCCGACUCGAAGAGAAUAAUUCGAACGAGUUUUUUUUUUUAAAUGAGGGAGAUCGAGCGAGUGCUUGAGGGAGGGAGGGAGAUGUGUUUAUCGUAGAGCUCAUGCACCUGAGCUUUGGAUCUGAUGGUGUGGAGUAUGAGAUCCUCGAGGACUGGGCUUCGAGAGAUUGAAGGUCCGAAGAUCAGAAGAGGGUGGAGCUGGAGGAGGGAGACAUUGAUGCAUGCCAGUGAGUGAAUGAGUGAGCGAGUGAUCUUUGUCUGAAUUGUCUGAAUUAAUCGGUUGGCAGCAAGCGAGUGGAGUGGGCUCGAUGAGGAGGUUUGCGUUGACAUCGCUGAGGAGGAAUGCGAGAUGCGAGGAAGUGGAGCGCAUUCUCGUGGCGGCUCCGAACCAUGUCCCGACUCCUGUUCGGCCUGUCUCGUCUUACUUCUCCUUUCCUGUAUACAAGCCAUAUUUACAGCGGACCUCCAGCUUCAGGGAAUUCCAUAGCUCCAAGUUUUCGAGUCAAAUUGCUCUGGAGGAGCCACAGCAGCACAAGGCAUCGGAAGUGGAAAGGAUCAAGAAUGCCCUGCCAGCCACAAGAGAAGGGCAGAAGGCUCGGGUCGUUGUGCUGGGGGCAGGGUGGGCUGCCUGUCGGCUCAUGAAGGAUCUCAACACCAAAUUAUACGAUGUAGUGUGCAUUUCUCCGCGGAAUCACAUGGUCUUCACUCCUCUGCUUGCAUCCACUUGUGUCGGCACUCUGGAGUUCCGCUCCGUGGCCGAGCCCGUGCGAACAAUUCAGCCUGCCACGGCCAAGGAGAAAGACUCCUACUUCUUCUUGGCCCAUUGCACGCACAUUGACACCGAAAACAGACAGGUAAUUUGCAAAGCACUGGGGAAAGAUGAGACGGCGUUCAUGAAAGCUUCUGGAGAUUUUGUGGUAGCUUAUGACAAGUUGAUCAUCGCGUCCGGUGCCGAAGCUCUUACUCUUGGUAUUGCUGGAGUUCCCAAACAUGCCAUCUUCCUUCGCGAGGUGAAAGAUGCCAAGGCAAUCCGGUCGAAGCUGCUACUCAAUCUUGCUCUUGCUGAAAUUCCUGGAGUUUCAGAAGAAGAGAAGACCAGAAUAUUGAACUGCGUCGUAGUCGGUGGGGGUCCCACAGGUGUGGAGUUCAGUGGCGAGCUCAGUGAUUUCAUUAAAAGGGACGUUCUCCAGAAAUUCUCGCAUAUGAGGGGCAAAGUUCACGUCACACUUAUUGAAGCUAAUGAAAUUUUAUCCUCUUUCGAUCUUCGAUUGAGGCAAUAUGCAACAAGUCACCUUGAGAAGGCAGGAGUCAGGCUGGUUAAAGGGAUGGUCAAGGAUGUCGAUGCCGAAAAGAUUACAUUGAGUGACGGGUCUGAGGUUCCAUAUGGCCUUUUGGUUUGGUCGACAGGUGUAGGCCCAUCAGCGUUUGUCAAGUCUUUACCUUUUCAGAAGUCACCCGGUGGCAGAAUUGGUGUGGAUGAGUAUCUUCGAGUUCCUGGAUAUGAAGAUGUGUACGCUAUAGGCGAUUGCGCAGGUUACCUUGAGAGUACAGGAAAGCAAGUGCUGCCUGCUUUAGCUCAGGUUGCAGAACGAGAAGGAAAGUAUUUGGCAAGAGUUUUGAACGAAUUUGGAAAACACGGGGCAGGUCGUGCAGGCGCUAAACUUGACUCAGCGGCAAUCAAGCCGUUUAUAUACAGGCAUCUAGGAAGCAUGGCUUCUGUGGGUAGCUACAAAGCGUUGGUGGAUCUUCGUGAUACGAAGAAAGCAAGCAAGGGAGUUUCUAUGGCAGGAUUUUUGAGCUGGAUUGUGUGGCGAUCGGCAUACUUAACCCGAGUCGUGAGCUGGAGAAAUCGUAUUUACGUUGCUCUCAACUGGACUACAACUCUAAUCUUCGGUCGAGAUAUUACACGCAUUUAAGGACCUUCUGUGAUGCACUCUACUGAGGUCGGCUUGACAUCUGUGGGAGUAUUUCGUUGAAGGGAUUGAUCAGAUUUUGUUCUCCACACAUCAUACCUGAUAUAAACAGUACAUCAAACAUACAGGUUCAUCAUGUAAGCAGGUAAGUUAGUUUGAUCUACCAACGACACACCAGUGUAAGUUAAAACGGUGAGAUAGUGUAACUGUGUAUCUUCACUUGUAAAGCAUCUUUGUCAAUUUUGGAACCUUGUGCCAUACAUUUAGAGGAGACCACUGUCGUCCUAAAAUCGGAUGGCAACGUUGUUGGGAGGCACUUUUCAAGUGCCCAGCUUCGUUCUACACAUGAACUUGUUGAUAUAUGACUAGGACCAGUAUUCCUGUCUCGGGCUGAAGUCUAUCAACUAGCUACACGUAAACAAACCAAUAAAAGGUCCAUACACAGCAAUUUUACAUGACAUUACAGAAAACGCAAAGUUCACUCACUCUACUAUUGGCGUGUACAAAUUUCCUGAGUUUUGGACCAUCAUUAGACUCUCAAGAAGUAUAUCCCUGACGAAAAUUCCUCAACCACUUGGUAGAUAAAGUGACGAUAUGUGUUCAAGUCUAGUAGAUCCAGAUAUUGAAUCUACUAGACAUGAACACAUAUCUUCACAUAGAUCCCAACACGAGAAUUCCCCAAGUCAAGGAACGUAAU
Molecule: messenger RNA, 3049 nt
Organism: Marchantia polymorpha subsp. ruderalis
Lineage: Eukaryota; Viridiplantae; Streptophyta; Marchantiopsida; Marchantiales; Marchantiaceae
Source: the annotation of a GenBank genome assembly